UCGAAACAACGUUAUGCGGACUGUUGACGUCUGCAAAAAGCCACCUGACGCAGUUUUGAGCGUGAAUUCUGAAAGUUGAAUCGUCACACAAGACAGUAGUUGGAUGACUCCGUAAACUGUGUUCAGUGAUUAGAUAUUCAUCAUCUUAAAUGAAUUUCGGGGGUACCAUUCGACCCAAUAAUAAAGCCGUCGCUAUCUUCCUGAUUAGCGUGGCGACGCUUUAUUUAAUUUAUACAUGGACGAGUAGUACAUCUGCGGCAAAAGAAUAUUCAGCCGCGGCAGAAAAAGUUAGCAUUGGCGAAAUAUUAUGUGCUGCCAUAGCUGCAGCUGAAGCAGGUGGCAGAGAGGUGAAAGCUGUACGAGAAAAAGGAACUGAAUUAAAUGAAAAAAGUAAAGGCAAAACAAAAGAAGGUGUCAAAGAUGUCCUGACUGACGGGGAUAUUAGAUCUCACCAAGUCAUGUUCAGGACCCUAACUGGUGCUUUCCCUCAUGUUAAGGUAAUUUCUGAAGAACACGACGAGAGUAACAUUUUGGUUGAAUCAGCUAAAUUUGAAAAGAAAUGCCCUGCUCUUGAGCAAAUAUCAAAAUUAGAAUGGGCACCAAAUGAUUCAAUAACCAUUUGGAUUGAUCCAUUAGACGCAACCAAAGAGUACACAGAAAACUUAUUGGAUUAUGUGACCACCAUGGUAUGCAUUGCUGUGAAAGGUGAACCAGUUCUUGGAGUCAUUCACAAGCCUUUUGAGAAAAAGACCUAUUGGGCAUGGGUUGGACAGGGAAUGGCAGAAGAAUUACUUGAAAUCAGUAAAGCGCCGGAGGCGGAAAAUGACUCUUUUAUUAUUUCCCUAUCACAUACCGGAGACGCCGUGGAAAAUCGUAUUAAGUCAAAAUUUCCCAACGCAAACGUGGAGAAAGCUGGUGGUGCAGGAUAUAAGUCUUUGCAGAUCGCUAGUCGACACAGUGGAGCAUAUGUUCACAUGACUCACAUAAAAAAAUGGGACGUAUGCGCGGGGCAUGCAAUUCUUAAAGCUCUGGGAGGUCGCGUUACGACCAUGAAGAAUGAACCUAUUAAGUAUGGUGCAAAUGAUCCAGUCCUUAUCAAAAAUGGUCUGCUUGCCAGUUUACAUAAUGGAGAUUUCUAUUCAAAAUUAUUUACAGAAUAAGGAAUCAAUUUAUAAGAGUACAAAUAUGCUGUGACUCUGUUUUCUUUAUUUGUCCAACAACACUCAAUACAAUGAGCUUCUGCUGAA
Molecule: messenger RNA, 1247 nt
Organism: Daphnia magna
Lineage: Eukaryota; Metazoa; Arthropoda; Branchiopoda; Diplostraca; Daphniidae
Product: inositol monophosphatase 3
Exons: 5
Coding region: 150-1160 (336 amino acids)
Biological process (GO): phosphatidylinositol phosphate biosynthetic process
Cellular component (GO): endomembrane system
Molecular function (GO): 3'-nucleotidase activity
Source: RefSeq, a predicted model, not a curated record